AUGGGCACCGAGGCCAAGCCCCAUUCUGAGCGGGGAGAAGGUCCGACCUCGCCGUUCCCUUCUGGCCUGCGCGUCAUGGUGGUCGACGACGACCCACUGUGCUUGCGGGUCGUGGAGGAGAUGCUGAAGCGCUGCAGGUACGAAGUGCGCACCUGCAACAACGCCGCAUCGGCGCUCGACCUGCUGCGGGAGAACCGCAGUGGAUUCGACCUGGUGCUCUCGGACGUGUACAUGCCAG
Molecule: messenger RNA, 238 nt
Organism: Monoraphidium neglectum
Lineage: Eukaryota; Viridiplantae; Chlorophyta; Chlorophyceae; Sphaeropleales; Selenastraceae
Exons: 1
Biological process (GO): cytokinin-activated signaling pathway; phosphorelay signal transduction system
Source: RefSeq, a predicted model, not a curated record